AUGGCAGGUCCAGCAGGUUCUGCUUUUUCGGGUUUCCUUCAAGCUGCAAUCUACAAAAACCUGAACGGAGUGCUAGGACGGGCGGGAUGGUCAUGGCUGUAUAUUUAUUUCCCCGAAAACACCAAAGUGUGGUAUAUGAAUGAUGAAGAGAAAGCGUUGGCCAAGGAGCGAGUGGCUAGAAAUGGUGCUCAACCGAUGAAAGGCAAGAUCAACGGCGCCGUCAUCCUGUCCGCACUCAGAGACUGGAAAUUCUGGAUCCUGGUACCAUUCUACUGCAUAUACGGAUUCGCCGUCCAGAACGGUACUCAAUUCGGUGUAUACCUCAAAGCGUUCAAAUAUUCCGUCACGCUUCGGAAUGUGCUCCCUAGUGUAAUGUAUCUUAUACAGAUACCUGCAAUUCUCAUUUACUGCUACAUCUCCGACCGGACUACUAGGAUCCAGAGAGGUUGGAUCAUGCUGGGUCCGUUAAUUUGGGGCAUUUUCCCGACGGGGGUACUUGCUUUUUGGGGCCAUUCGAAUUCUUUGCGGGUGGUCGCCUUCAUGGUCAACGGCACCCUGUAUAUCACACCGGUAUUCUAUGCCUGGGUAGCAGAGAUGUGCGGUCACAAGACAGAAUUGAGAGCUUUCAUCACUGGAUGUACCUCUUGUCUUUUCUACACAUUCAACGCAUGGCUACCAGCCAUUGUAUUCUUGCAGACCGACGGACCAAGAUUCAAAAAGGGGUUCCGAACCACCUUUUCAUGUUGUGUGGCUAGUGUGGUGUUUGUCAUCGUGAUCAUCUUGAUGCGAAGAAGGGAGCUCAGGCAGGAGAACAACAAGAUGGUUGAUGAGACUUCUGUGCAACAAGGUCGAAUCGACGCAGACAGAGAGGGCGACAUCGAAGAGAAGCUUUAG
This is a messenger RNA of Kwoniella mangroviensis CBS 8507, 894 nucleotides long. RefSeq lists its product as uncharacterized. Gene Ontology annotation, molecular function: transmembrane transporter activity. NCBI's taxonomy places the organism in Eukaryota, Fungi, Basidiomycota, Tremellomycetes, Tremellales, Cryptococcaceae. Bases 1 to 894 code for a protein of 297 amino acids. The record is from RefSeq and is a predicted model, not a curated record. Gene Ontology annotation, cellular component: membrane. The transcript is spliced from 5 exons.